Physella acuta is the source of this 1736-nucleotide messenger RNA. RefSeq names its product riboflavin kinase-like. Gene Ontology annotation, biological process: FMN biosynthetic process; riboflavin biosynthetic process. Gene Ontology annotation, cellular component: mitochondrion. Lineage: Eukaryota; Metazoa; Mollusca; Gastropoda; Physidae. Gene Ontology annotation, molecular function: riboflavin kinase activity. The record is from RefSeq and is a predicted model, not a curated record.
ACAUGGUUUUAUAAUAGAAUCGGAUACCAAUAACAACUUCGCUAUAUCUAGCUGUCUACGUUCGUUUUCGUUAUUUAGAGCCUACAAAAUUAAAUUAGACCAGACUUCUUGAGAUCUUCAACAAAUUAAAAACAAAUGGCAGAAAUCGACAGCUGUCUACCAUAUUUCGCUGAAGGGACAGUUGUUGCUGGUUUUGGGAGGGGAAGCAAAGAGCUAGGAAUACCAACAGCCAACUUCCCAGAAGAUGUGGUCAAACAUCUACCAGAGACUUUCAAAUGUGGUGUCUACUACGGUUUGGCCAAGCUGAAAAGCAGACCGGAUGUUUUUAAAAUGACAAUGAGUGUAGGGUGGAAUCCUUAUUACCACAACACAGUCAAAACUAUGGAAACCCACAUCCUACACAACUUUGAAGAAGAUUUCUAUGGUGAUCACUUGCAAGUGAUUGUUCUGGGUUAUAUUCGGGAUAUGUGUGACUUCAAAUCACUUGAUGCACUUAUAUCAGCUAUCCGUAAUGAUAUAACAGAAUCCACUACAAGAUUGGAUAACCCAGAACUCUUGGCUUUCAAAACACAUCCGUUUUUUUCAACAUCUCCAUUGACAGUUAAGAAGCCUGUUGAUUCAUCCAAGGUAAUCCACACAGAGGCUUGUGAUCCUGGGGUCACUCUCUUGCAGCGUGGGCCCAGUGUUGAUCUCGCUAAGACUAUACCCAACGGCUCCUUGAAUGGCAGCGCAGACUGCUGUGAGGAGAAGAAAAUUUGCAUCACAAAUCUGAAAGUGAAAAAUUCAGCAAGCUGCGAGGAUGAAGGCUCGUGUGGGCCUGACAGGGGGGCGGGGCUGGUUGGCAAGGGGAUGUCUGACAGCUUUUGUAAUGGACUGUCAGCUUUGUAAACACUGACUGUCGGCUUUGUGAAAACUAAUUUUGCCAACAAAAUUUGAGAAAGGUUGUGCUUAUUACAAAUAUAUUUCCAGAUUCAAUCCAACUGGAUGAAUUAAUGUAGGUGACACUUUUUAUUAAGACUAUGGAUACGAAGUGUUACUUCUACUUCUAGUCUGUCUGCUACAUUUUCUGUACACCAUGUGUAUUUUGAUAGUCAGUUUAGUCUUUGUGAUGCUCAAUUUAGAAACUUAUUUACAACACAAGAUAAAUUAAACAUUUUUACACACUUAAAAAUUUGUUUACAUUUUUUUUUAUAAUUUCAUUUUUUUUCUUCUACUCUUUUAUUUUCGCUAAUAAGGAGUUAAUUUAUUAGAAUUUAUUUUUAAUACAAUCACCUUCCAUUUCUAAUUUGUCACCACUGGCAUUUUUACACUAAAGUGGAACUUAAUUCAAGGACAGUUUUAAAGUGUAGACUUAAAUUUUUUUUUUUAAUAUAUCUCGCAACUUAGGAAGUUAGAGACCUAGACAAAUAUGGUAGUGCUAUGAUGUUUCAUAACUGUUUUCUUUGUUAUUUUUAGCAUAUCUUUAAAUUUUUUGCUCUUUAUGGCAACUUUUUUUGUUUUCCAAUUUUAAGUCAUAUGUAUCUAGACUUAUUAAUCCAACAUUCUCACCACCUACAGGUUUAGUAAAGUAGUUAUUGCACUAUUAAAUGUAUCAUUUUCAAAUUUAAGUAAAAUAUGAUGUCUUCAAGGAGAACAAAGCACACUAUAAAUUUUAAAUAACAGUUAGUUUUCAGUUUCAUUCAUAACACAGGGUUGUCUAAUGGCAAGCCUGUGUUGUAUUAUCAAGUACAAACUUU